AUGCGUGGGAAAGGCGCUGGGGAUCAUGAAAAUGAUCGUGACCAGGUGCAGAGCCCGUGGACGGCGAUGCCUGCGUUGAAGGUUGGGACUUUGAGUGGUGCAUUCGGACUCAUCUUUGGAGGGAUUACGGGCGUCUUACGCUCACCGAAUCCAACGAUCCAUUCGAUUGCAGCUGGCAUCCAUUGGUUUGCCUUUGGAACCUCGACAUGGUGGCUGAGGAGUAACAUCCUCCGGGUGCAAUUUGACGACAAACCCACUCCCGGCCAACGGGCGUUUGCAAGCUCGAUUGCCAGUGGGUUAUCCGGGGGAGCAAUUUCGUUUUCUAUCCAUCGCAGGUUUGUUCCUGGAGCGGUGAUUUUUGGAUUGGCUGGCUUUCUGGGACAGAAGUCAUACGAUGUCAUUAAUGGAUGUUGGGUAUCUCAACAUGAAGCUGAAACGGGCCCCCAGAAAACCCUGGCUCGGCGCCUGCUAGAGUCCAAAUGGAUGCUCUUGAAGCCGCUGUCUGACGGAGAGUAUAUUGUGAUGCUCAAUGAGAAGCUUCUGGCUAUUGAUGCUGAGAUUGCGAUUAUUGAUGGUAAGAUAGAGGCACUUAGGAAGUUGGAGUCUUCGUGA
Molecule: messenger RNA, 612 nt
Organism: Paracoccidioides brasiliensis Pb18
Exons: 4
Coding region: 1-612 (203 amino acids)
Source: RefSeq, a predicted model, not a curated record